ACUUCCUGAAGGGUGGGAGGAGGGAGGAGGAGCGGAGGGAAGAGAAAAACAAGCAAGUCCCACAAUAAGUCCCCCUCCUUCUCUCUCCCUGUCUUAUACCGAGUACACGGGACGCUGACAGCCAAUCGGGGGCACAGUCAGGAGGCAUGGGGGUAUCGUGAGCCUGGCAUGUGAGCCCUUGCUGCUAUUCACUGCACCACACCUCGCUCCUCUGCUGUGUCUGCAAUAGGCACAGGUAAAGCCGUGCCCGGGAGCCCACCUGCUGCUGUGGAGGGUGCCACUGGCAGCUGUCUGCAUGGGAUGCACCGUGAGCUUUAUCUGCUGUGAAGAGGACCCCACGCACAUGUCUGCCGAGCACCAACAUGAGGGCGAAACGAAGGAGGAAAAAAAGAAGCUGCUUCCUAAGCCUGAAGAUCUGGAAGGCCAGAACCUACAUACGUUCAAGGUGAAGACCUUUAAGAAGGUGAAAUCGUGCAGCGUGUGCAAGCAGGCCAUCACCAGAGAGGGCAGUUCAUGCAAAGUUUGCCGAUUGUCAUGCCACAGAAAAUGUGAAGCCAAGAUUGCAUCGCCCUGCACGCCUCGUGUCAAUUACGAGCUGCCAUCAAGCUCAGAAAGUCCUCAGAAGAAUGUAGAAACCACCGGAUCCACCAAAUCCUCCAGAAGCACUCAGUCCCGCCGCAGACCAUCAAGAAGCAUUAGCCUGAUUCACGCCAUGGAGGACAGCUGCGAGUUAGACCUCACCUACAUCACCGAACGGAUCAUCUCUGUCACCUUCUCCACCGGGACCGAAGAGGCCACCUUCUGCCGAAACCUGAAGGAUGUAGCGCACAUGCUGAAGUCCAAACACGGAGACAAUUAUCUGAUCUUCAACUUGUCUGAACGGAGACAUGACAUCAGCAAACUCCAUUCCAAGGUGUUGGAUUUUGGAUGGCCAGACCUACACGCUCCGGCGCUGGAAAAAGUCUGCAGCAUCUGCAAAGCGAUGGACACCUGGCUGAAUGCAGAUCCUCACAAUGUCGUUGUCAUCCAUAACAAAGGCAAUCGAGGGCGGACAGGUGUGGUGAUCGCAGCCUAUAUGCACUACAGCAACAUAUCUGCCAGUGCAGACCAAGCUUUGGACAGGUUCGCCAUGAGAAGGUUCUAUGAAGACAAAGUCCUUCCGGUUGCACAGCCUUCCCAAAAAAGGUAUAUAAACUACUUCAGUGGGCUUCUCUCUGGUGCCAUGAAAAUGAACAGCAAACCUCUCUUCCUGCAUCAUGUCAUCAUGCAUGGGAUCCCCAACUUUGAGUCUAAAGGAGGUUGUCGUCCAUUUCUGAAGAUCUAUCAAGCAAUGCAGCCUGUAUACACCUCGGGCAUCUACAAUGUGCAGGGAGACAGCCAGACGAGCAUCUGCAUCACCAUUGAACCGGGGCUGUUACUAAAAGGUGACAUCUUGCUGAAGUGCUACCACAAGAAGUUCCGCAGCCCAAACCGGGAUGUCAUAUUCCGGGUGCAGUUCCAUACAUGCGCUAUUCAUGAUCUUGGGAUCGUGUUUGGGAAGGAGGAUCUGGAUGAAGCUUUUAAAGAUGAGCGUUUCCCUGAAUAUGGAAAAGUGGAAUUUGUUUUCUCAUAUGGACCUGAAAAGAUACAAGGCAUGGAGCACCUGGAGAAUGGACCCACCGUCUCUGUGGAUUAUAAUACAUCUGACCCUCUGAUUCGCUGGGACUCGUAUGAUAACUUUAACGUGCAACGAGAGGACAGCCUGGAAGAGGUUGGACACACUCAAGGUCCCUUGGAUGGAAGCCUGUACGCCAAGGUGAAAAAGAAAGAAUCCACAAACGGCAGUACCAACACAGUCAAUGCCAGCGGAAUUCCACUGUCUGCUGCUCCUAAUCACGUUGAACACACCUUGUCCGUAAGCAGUGACUCUGGCAACUCAACGGCUUCAACAAAAACCGACAAGACAGAUGAGCAAGUUGCCACAGCAGCUGCCAACCAAGGGUUGACCCCCGAGGAGAAGCAAGAGCUGGAACGACUUCUUAGUGGCUUUGGCUUGGAGACUGACGGUCAGAUGCACAAUUUAAAUCCAGGUACAUCUGUAGCAGGAGCAAUGCUGCAUGUUGUGCCAGCACAAGUUCACGUCAAUGGGGAGAGAACAUCUCCAGCAGUAGAACGAGAGACAGAUAUUCUUGAUGAUGAUCUUCCCAACCAUGAUGUUCACAGUGUUGGAAGCUUGGGGACCCUGUCUUCAUGUGAUGUCACUCCAAACAUAAGUGAGGCAGGCUACCAAGAUUCUCACCUUCACAUGUCCUCCUUAACCAAUGGUCCAGCCACCAUUAAUGGCAUUGAUAACCUGCAAAAACAUGGGUUUAUUGGUAAAGAGACUAUGAUUAAUGGUGGCUACCCAUACAACAACCAAAAUAUCUUAAGAAGCGCUACAAUCCCUCAUUCCCAAGAUGCAGGAAUCCAGAUGCGACCUUCAGUGUCUGCUCAGGAAAACUUGAUGUCAUAUCAAGUCAGCGAGCCCAACUGGGGACAGCCUUCUCCAUCAAAUAUAACACAAAAGCACUUAUACUAUUAUGACCCAAAUGGCAUGUACCGUUCACAGUCGUACACCGCUGCUGAACCAGGGAAAUUUGAAACCAUUUCUCAACUACCGCAAGCACCAGCCCGUAGUGUUAGUAGCAGAGAGGCAGUGCAAAGGGGUCUUAACUCGUGGCAACAAAGUGGAAGCAGACCCCCAUCCCGUCAACAGGAUGGAAUUACUGAGAACCACAUUGUUAGUCCUAACCCUCAGUCAAGCACUUUCCAGACUGUUCCACAGAGCCACAGCAUCCCAGAAUUCCCACAAAUGGCUUCCCAGAAGGAGAUUGAGCAGUCUAUAGAAGCACUUAAUAUGCUUAUGCUGGACCUGGACCCUUCAUUCUCACAAAUGCACAAGUCUCAGAGUGUUCCUGUUGCCCCCAGAGAAGAAAGAGCUCUGCCAGUCCAAGGAUCUUUCUCAGCGCAGCCAUCACUGGGUAUUUAUAGCCAUCCAACUCCACAGUUGGCUACACAAAGGCCUAGCAACACUUAUGUGGCUCCUGGCAUGGUGCAGAACACUGGAUCUUCUCAAAGUCAACCACACUUGUCAUGUGAACAGGUUUCAAGAACAUAUUCACCUGGGGUUCAGCAUGACCCAGCACGGUCUGUUGGGGCAGAAAGAGUUCUGAAUGACCAUAGGGAGCCUUAUGCUGCAGGAACAUUCUCUCCUUAUGGUUAUCAGAACCAACAACCUCCUUUGGCAUUGACAAGAAGCUAUAGCUAUGGAAGUAGCGCGUCACCCUCCUCGGUUCCACCUUUAUCAGCUUAUAUGCAAAGCAAUACUCAGCAGCCCAUUCUCUCUUAUCCUGCUUCUUCUGCAGUCAUGGCUCAAUCCCAGUCUCCUUCCAGAGAGCCAGAAGAUGAACAGUACAGUUUGGAAGGGCUGGUAGCUCAAAGGAUUGCUGAGUACAACAGCAAACUCCGGAAUAUCCGUAAAAGCAUGAAUAGCCCCCAUCCCCAUGCUGUUCACCGCCAGCGCUCCUUCACUUUCUCUGGAGUGCAUACCCGGGAUAAGACUCCAGAUGAGAUAGGGUCCAUGGCACGGAGGCGCACCACCAGCGAGGGGCAAUAUGAAGAGAGCCAUGCAGAACUCGGCUCAGUGAGUAGCCCCACUAAGGUGCGCUCACCAGUGCGCUGUGUCUCUCCAGAAGUUGCAUUCACCAUCGCAGCAAACCCAGGAGGGAGACCCAAAGAGCCUCAUCUGCACAGUUACAAGGAAGCCUUCGAAGAGAUGGAAAUGACUUCACCAGUGAUCAGCCCAGUGGCCACAGUAGCGCGAUCCCCCCCUGGUUUGGCCAAGACUCCCCUGUCUGCCCUGGGACUGAAGCCCCACAAUCCCGCUGAUAUAGUGCUCCAGCAAUCAGGAGAGACAGUCAGGGAAACAGUAAUUGGUUACAUGGAAGAGCCCAGGAGUUAUGUUGAAUCUGUUGCCCGGACAGCUGCCACAGCAGGAGCUGUGCCCCCGUCACCAACAGGCCCUCAGGCAUAUAGUGUUGAUAGUCUGAUGAGGAAUGGGGGUUACCCCAAUGUUUUCACCUCCCCCAGUCCUAUCUCUACCAGCAGCCCCAUACACAGCACUGAGGGAUCCCUACGGAGUUACCCAUCAGUGGAGAGUGGAGCUCGCAUUCCCACUCCCACUCAGCCUUCAGUGGAUUCCAGUUUUAGAUCCACCAGUUUAUCGCAGCCAUCCCCUCAAAGCAGUUAUCAGAAUGCAUCUCCCAGCCCUAACAUGGUGCCAUAUGCUGGCACUCCAGCCAGUUCCUAUGAUGGAUAUACGUAUUCCCCCAGCAGUGCCCUUACCCAAACAGAUGGGCUCUCUGGACCACAAAUGAAUGCAGUCAUUGGUCACAUGGUUCAUGGAAGCCCUAAGGCUCUUCAUAGAAUGGUAGGCACUAACACGCCACCAAGUCCAGGUUUGGGAAGGAGAAUAGUCACCCCCAAUAUGGCGACUACACCUGGAAGUCCAAGCAUGGGUAGGCACCCCCUGGGUACACAUAUCACUGCACCCGUGACAGCAGGUAGCCCCAGCCUUCCUCUUCAUCAGGUUGUGAUGACAGGAAGUGCGCCCGUGACUCCUGGUAGCCCCAGCAUGGAGAGACAUGUAAUGUAUGGAUAUUCCACACCUGAUGAAAAACGACCAACAUUGUCACGGCAGAGCAGUGCGUCUGGAUACCAGGCACCACCCACCCCAUCCUUCCCUGUCUCCCCUGCCUAUUACCAUGGAAUGAGCAGCCCUUCUUCUUCCUCUCCUGACUCAACCUUAUACCGGCAAGGAAGCCCCGUCCCACAACCAUCUCUGCCCGAAAAGAGAAGAAUGUCAUCGGGUGACCGAUCCAACAGCCUUCCCAAUUACUCUACCCUCAAUGGAAAAAACUCUUCUCCUAUGUCCAGUGGGAUGUCCAGCCCCAGUGGCGGAAGCACAAUGGCAUUUACUCACACACUACCAGAUUUCUCCAAAUUCUCCAUGCCAGACAGCAGUCCGGAGACCAGAGCAAAUGUGAAGUUUGUGCAGGAUACAUCCAAGUACUGGUACAAACCAGACAUUUCAAGAGAUCAGGCAAUCUCCUUACUGAAGGACAAAGACCCUGGAGCGUUCAUUAUACGAGACAGCCAUUCAUUCCGAGGAGCCUAUGGACUUGCCAUGAAAGUUGCCACCCCGCCCGCUAACGCUGGCCAGCCCAGCAAGAAAGGCGAUGUGACCAAUGAGCUUGUGCGUCACUUUCUGAUUGAGACGAGUCCCAGGGGGGUGAAAUUAAAGGGCUGCCAAAAUGAACCUUACUUUGGCUGCCUGUCGGCUCUGGUGUACCAGCACUCCAUCACUCCACUUGCACUGCCCUGCAAACUGGUCAUACCAAGCAGAGAUCCCUCUGAUGAGCCCAAGGAGACGGCUGCUCCGGCUAAUUCAGCCUCAGAUCUACUGAAACAGGGUGCAGCCUGCAACGUUUUAUUCAUAAACUCGAUAGAUAUGGAGUCACUGACCGGCCCACAGGCCAUUGCAAAGACUAUUGCAGAGUCGCUUGCUGCUGAUCCACCACCAGCUGCCGCUAUCGUUCAUUUUAAAGUCUCUGCACAAGGAAUCACCUUAACAGACAACCAGAGGAAAUUAUUUUUCAGAAGACAUUAUCCGCUGAACUCAAUCACCUUCUGCGACCUUGACCAACAAGAGAGAAAGUGGAUGAAGACUGAUGGGACACAAGCCAAACUCUUUGGAUUUGUAGCCAGAAAACAAGGAAGCACAACAGACAAUGUGUGCCACCUGUUUGCCGAGCUUGAUCCAAACCAACCAGCCACUGCCAUUGUCAACUUUGUGUCCCGAGUCAUCGGCCUGCAGAAAAGAUGAGUAACCCCCCAUGAAAUCCUUCUAUAAAUAAGGACUCCUGAAAACAGCAAGAGAGAAUACAUGAUACAGGAGAAUGGAGGACAGUUAGUCCAUGGAGUGGACAAGCAACAAAACAAACAAAAAUUGAAUCGAAAGAAAAAAAUUUACGCAAAAGAAGAAAUUGUAAUUAUUUUAACACCCCCCUCCGCUGAUGGAAUUGGAGCAAAAUACAUGCAGGCACUAAACUGUUCUCAGAUCCCAUUGGCUUCCGGAUCAAUUGACGGCAGCAUCAAGUAUCUAAGGUGUUCAUUUUAAUUGAAAUCUUGCUGUUACUAAACCAUAUAUAUAUAUACAGCUAUAUAAGUGCAUAAGUACACAAACCUAGCAUACACAGGAUUUAUAAUAACUCAAUAGGAGAGUAUACUAUUAUAAGGCAAGAUUUUUAUACACCGCGUUGGAUGUACAGAUCCGGCUCGCUAUCUACUCUGUUUUUAAAUAUAAAAAACAAAGUAUAUAUAUUUUUUUCUUCCGUUGAGGUAAAUGGAAGGUCAGAUUGGAUCAUGAAUGACAUCUGCAUUUUUAGGGAUCAUUUUUGAUUUUGCAUUGGAGCCUUAAACCCCACUUUGUCUGAUGUAUGAUAAACACCCUCAAAAGAGCCUCUAUGUAGUGAAACCUAGUGUUCAAAUGGAAAUUGCUGCAUCCUGGAGGCUUUAGUGGUGACAACUACUGGUCAGACAGAAUAUUGCAACAGUCAGUGGUGGGGCAAUGGCUUUGCACAAGCCCUUCCCUAAGAAGGCAGUAAUUCACGAUUCACCAUGCGCAUGCUGACCCAGUUUUGCAUGUUCCUUUAGCAGCUAUAAUGCAAUACACUUGAAUGAGCUUUGGUUUGUGAGAGAUCAUGAGGAGCAUGUUGUGUCAGAUCUCCUCGGAUCCUGCCAGAUGAACUGCUCUUAUUCCUGAUUGGUUUGGGCACUGGUUGGUGAUGCCUUUGCUCUGAUGUUGCUGUUAAAGCAACAUUGAAGGUCAACAACAACCAAGGGCUGAGCAUUGCAUCAUUAUUCACCUUCAGUACAAGUGAUAAGGAGAAUAGUGCAAGAAGGGCUCAAUCAGGUGCAAGGUUACACUGUAUACUAUCUUGCUAUCUCUGCAAGCUCAAUACCCAUAAGCCUGCUGUGCUGUAAGUUGCUACAGUAGAGUCAUAAUGCUAAACUACACUUCCCUUCAUACCCUGCAGUACAGGAAAAUCUUUCUAGGCAUGCAGGAUCUAAAGGCUAACUCUAUGCACCAUUUGAUAUAAUAUGUACUUAAUGUUUUACAUAAAUAUUUGCUGAUGGUGGGUCCAUUGGGGGAUUCCCUGUAUCCCAACAGGCCAGCAUUACCCUGUCUACAGUAACAUACUACUAAAUCCCUCUAAUGGGCAGAAUGCAGUGGAUGAUUCUAAAUCCUCUGCAGAUAGUCAGUAUGGGGGGGGGGUUCUUUGCUAAUGCAGGAAUGCUGGAGCUACCAUCAGAGUGGAGAUAUAAAAUGUCAAAAAUCAGGAUUGCUCGAACUAGCUACCUUCUGAAGGGACCCUUCUGAUUUAUGUUUUAUCUUUAAAGGGACCUUUCUGAUUAGGGAUGGCCGAAUUUUUUUCGCCUUGUUUCGCCGUGGAAAUGACGCUCAUAGACUUGUAUUGCGUCAUGCGACAAAAAAGAUGCGCAUCAGGGCGUCAUCGACAUUUCGCCAGCUGCGAAUUUUUGGCAAAACGAAAUCAAAUUCGCCCAUCCCUAUUUCUGAUAUUUGGCUCCCAACCCAGCCUGAAACAAGCCCCUAAUAUGUAUGAACCUGUAGGCCUAUUCAUUAUUUAGCUCAUUUUUCAUACUAUAGGAAAUCUUGGCUUCAGCUUCUCCCUUUGUUUAUAGAUGGCCCGAGCAAGUGAGAAGGAGAAGGGGCGGAACAUUUAGGAAGGUGUGUGAGUGUGCAUAGUGUUUGUAUACCAGGAAGAUACCAAACAUUUCUGGGGGUUUAUUAUGACUACCCUGCCAUAGCUCAUUGCUCCCCUUCUUGGGCAUUUCAUGAAUCCACCCAGGGAUUUUUGGGACUUUCCAUAAACCUUUGUGAGUGCCUUACUGGUUUCAUGGCCAGAUGAUGCUGUUACUUUACCAUGGUGUGUCUCAUAGAGCAUUGGGCUAUGGCACAGGCAAUAAGGACCCUAUAGGUAGGCCCUCUGGCUGCUAAAGAGAAAUGUUGGACUGGUCUCUUCAGUAGCAAUGAGUAAGGUGUGUUGGAAAUCCUGCAAUGUUGCAAGGAGAGCUGGAUUCAUGUGAUACAAAAAGGAGUGGACAGUGUAAAUUAGCGGCUUUAAACUUAUUGCAGUAUGAGGAAUUGAACAAGGUCAUGCCGCUAAGGGAGGAGUCAGAACUUAGAUGUUUCUAUGCAAAGUGACAGCCAAUCAGACACUUAUUCUAGCUAAGGGAACUGAACCAUAGGCUGUUCAUCACACUCCCAACUGGGGUUGUAGGAUACAAACAUCUAAAACACUUAUAGUGGCAGUUAGGGGUGACUUCCUACUGUUGCAUGUGGAUGUUUUUAUUGAUAUUUAAGUAUUUAGCAAUGACCAUGUGUAUUUCAUACCCCAAAAGCAGUUCUGCUUAUCAACCUCAACCAAUAAAAUGCUACCUUACCUGAGGUUAGAGGAUCUUAGUUGGAAAAAGACUCUGCCUGCCCUGAUAUUGUGUUACCGACACUAUCCUGCUUUACUAUACACACUAUCCCUCUCCAGAUACCUCUCUGCCACAACUGCCAUAACUUCUAUUCCCUAUAUGGGUCCCUAUAAAGAUGAAAAGUUUAGGGCGCAGUGGGACCCCCCACUCACUACAGACUGCUCUGAGCUAAAUGCAAGCCAAUGAAUUUGCCAUCCAGCCUGGUAUUUUUGGGUAAAUGGAGCGAGCAACGGAUAAUGUCGGAUCACUGCAUCCUGAUUACUUUGUGUUUUUGGCUUUGAGCACUUGAGAUACUGACACGCACGUGUGCGCACACUCACAGCUACAUGGAAAUGGCACAGAUGGAUGGAUGACGGGAGGGGGUAGAAGGAAUCAUAUAUGAGCACGCCACCUGCUGGCUUAAUCCAGGAACUCCCAAUCUGCAUCACUGCAAUUGUUUUUUUAAAGAUAAACUCCCAGCAUCACAUUUGAGAUGCCUAAAGGUUUGCCAGUUCCCUUCUUACAGAAAAAACUGGGUUCAAUAAGCUUUUGCCUUAAUUAGUUAAUUGCUUCAGACAACACUCAGUGCACCUUACUUCACAGGCCAAUAGCCAUAAGAACCAAUAUGACACUUUCCCUGUGUUCUGUACAAAAAGCACUUGGGAAUCUUCAUAUGCGCUUGUUAGACCUCUAGACAUUAUAUGUGUAUAUAUAUAUAUAUAUAUAUAUAUAUAUAUAUAUAUAUAUAUAUAUAUAUAUAUAUAUAUAUAUAUAUAUAUAUAUAUAUAUAUAUAUAUAUAUAUUGGAAGAUAUACCAAGGGGAACCCUAAGAACUACUACGUUACUUUGGACAACCAAUAUCUGCCAACUGUCUCCGGUAUCGACUCUUAGAUUGUAAGCACUUUGAGCAGGGGCAGUGUUGCUCAAUUCCAGUGUGAAAAGUAUUGAUCUGUAAUGCUAACUAAUGGUUAAUCUGUUUGGGAUUGAACAUGGACUGCAAGUUCCUCCAAGAACGUACCUGGGAGCAAAGCUCUGAUUCUCUUGAACAAUCUCAGUGAACAAAACACAAAUCUCCAAAUUACUUUACCUAUCUGGCAAAAACCACCCCCCCGCUUGAACACUAGGCAGCCCAAAAGAGGAUCAAAUCCUUGUAUUCAUUGGGGAGCAGCUUUGAUUAAUUAGGGGUUUGUUUUUGGAAGUUUAGAGCUUUCCCUUUAAUGGGGGGGGGCUGGAGAGACCUGGUUUUUGCCCUCAUAUUUUAUUUGAAAUGUGCAAUAAAAAAACUUGUGACCUUUAAUUACAUUGAACUACAAAUUCCUAGGCCCUGAGAUGUACUGUAACAAUAGAUCACUGCACAGAACAGACUGCUCCUCUUCUUUGACAAUCAGGGUUGACCUUUAACUGGCAAGUGUAGCCCUGGCAAAUAUUUGCAUCCAUCUUAAAGAGGGCAUUGACCCAUCAUCCUCUCUAAAAUGAAUUACAAUUAAGCCAUUGGUUGAGGAUCCUGGAAGUUGUAGUUCAUAAUAGCUGUCGGACUGGAGUGCCAAGGAUUUACAUGCCAUUUAGAUUUCCCCCAGUCUGCAGCCUGUAUUUUCUUGUUCAUAAAACAGAAUCCAAAGUGACCUUCAAUGCAGACUUCCCCCACAGACAACUCUACCCUACCAACCCAACAGCCAUAGGAGCCCCCCAAAUGUUGCUGAACUACUACUCCCAGGAUCUUAACUAGUUGUAGGUUACCCUUGACUGCUAUCCAUUUCCUGGCCAAUGGGGACAGGGCUCCUCUGGCCUUGUCAAUGCAGCCUGCAAUUUCAUUUCUCCAUGUCCCGUUCCUGCAUCAAAAUCCGCAAGAGUUUCUCAACACGCUUAUUUUUAUAUAUUUUGCGUCACAGCCUAUCAACCGCAAUCAGUAACAAAAGAAAAUUAAAAAAAAAAAAUAAAAGUUAAAUAAAAAAAUAAAAAAAAUUAAAGAGAAAACCCCCUCUCUCUGUAUUUAUAUAGAUGGAAAUAUACUUUAUAUUUUGUAUCCAUGUGCUGUUAAUGUUAUCACUUGUAUAAAUAUAUGGUGCGUUAUAUUUCUGCCCCCGCCCUGGCUUCCACUUCCUGUUUGUACAGAUGUCUCAUUCCUUGCAAUUUAUUGUAUGGCUUUGUCAGUGAUAACAUCAAUAUAUAAAAUAUACUUUUGCUUGGAA
Molecule: messenger RNA, 10751 nt
Organism: Xenopus laevis (African clawed frog)
Lineage: Eukaryota; Metazoa; Chordata; Amphibia; Anura; Pipidae
Gene: tns1.L
Product: tensin 1 L homeolog
Exons: 34
Coding region: 296-5902 (1868 amino acids)
Biological process (GO): fibroblast migration
Cellular component (GO): focal adhesion
Molecular function (GO): diacylglycerol binding; phosphoprotein phosphatase activity; hydrolase activity
Source: RefSeq, a predicted model, not a curated record